GCGCGGCCCCGGCACCUGCUGCGGCUCCGGCUCCGGCCAUGGGCGCGCUGCCGCCGGGCGCGCUGGCUCUGGCUGCGCUGCUGGGUGUCUGCUCGGCUGUGCUGGAGGUGCACGUGGGGACAGGCUCCGUCUUCUCCGUGGAGGGGCAGGGAGUGGUGCUGCCUGCCUGGUACACCAGCCGCUCGCAGAAAAAGCCCUAUGUCACCUGGCUGCUGGAUAAGGCUGAUGCUGACCCCUUCCAGAUCCUGACAUACCUGGAUGGGGUGGUGAAGGUGGAGGAGACAGAGCUGAAGCCCCGCGUGGGGUUCCUGUACCCUGUCCUCACCCACAACAUCUCAGUUUUCAUCAAUGCCACACGGGAGCGUGACUCGGGCCAGUACAUGUGCACUGUCAACGUGGUGGAUGAUGCCACCAGCACGGGCAAGAACGUGGCCGUCAUCAACCUCACGGUGCUGGUGCCGCCAGCCCCCCCCGCCUGCCGGCUGCGGGGCAGCCCCACGGUGGGGGCCAACGUGACGCUGAGCUGUGCCUCCGAGAAGGGCAAGCCCUCGCCCGCCUACCAGUGGCAGCGCACGGCGCCCACCCUGCAGGUCUUCUUCCCCCCUGCCCAGGGUAAGGUGGGGCUGGGGGUGGGGGGAAGUCCUGGGAAGCUUUGGAGGAGAGGGAGAGGUGGAGGGGCUGGGGUCUCGUCCCCUGAGCUCUGCCUGCUCCCAGCCUUGCUGUGCGAAGGGGGGAGGAGGGUGAGCAUCCCCUUAACCUUGCCCCCUGCUAUCCCUGCCAUACCGAGGUGGGUGUGGGGCAGGGGGGUAGCCAUGGGGCAGCACCCCAAUUCCUCCCCUGCAGACCGGGCUAGGGGCACCCUCAAGCUGACGAACCUCUCGCUGGACAUGUCGGGCCUCUACGUGUGUGUGGCUGAGAACCAAGCGGGGUCGGCUGAGUGCAGCAUCAUCCUGGAGGUGCACUCAAGUGACGAGGGGGCCAUCAUCGCCGGUGCCGUGCUGGGUUCCCUGGGCGCUCUAGCUACCGUCGCCUUCUUUGCCCGCCGGCUUGUCAGCUACCGGAGGAAGAAACGUGACGGCCAGGAGGAGGCAGCCAACGAGAUCAAGGAAGACGCCGUGGCCCCCAAAACCCCCUCCUGGACACGGACCCCCCCCGCAGAUGCCAUCUCCAAGACCAGCACCUUGUCUUCCGUUGCGGGUGCCCGGGACAGACCCUACGGGGCCUCACCCCCCUCCGACACUGCCUCUGUCCUCACAGCUGCCGGCAGCUACCGGGGACCCCCCCGGGCUGGGGGACGUCCCCCCCCCACCAACGGGGCCCCCUGGCACCCCCCGCAAGCCCCUGGCCCCCCGGGGGGGCUGCCCCCCUCCAGCCUGACACGGGCAGGCGCCAUCCCUGUCAUGGUGCCAGCGCAGAGCCGGGCUGGCUCCUUGGUGUGACCCCCCGAAUAAUGGGAUGUCCCCCUCUGACGUCUCACCCUGCCCACUUUUGGGGGCUUUUUUCCACUUUUUUUUUUUUUUUUGAAAAGAUGCCUGGAGCAGCUGGACUUGUCCUGCGGUUGUUUAAUGGGUGUGGGAGGUGCCCGCGCUCCGGGUUUUGGUGGCCCGAGACUCCCCGCCGAUGCCAGCACCCCGAAACAGCCCCAACUGGAGGAGGGGUCCUCUUUUUUUUUUACGUAUCCGUGGAAACGGGGCAUUUUUCAUAAACGAACAUUAAAAGUGUUGGGGGUGGGGGUUGGAGGUAGCCAUGAGGGGAGGUGGGAGGAGCACUUUUUUUAAUUUUUUUUUUUUUUUGAUUAAAAUGCUUUGGGC
This is a messenger RNA of Cygnus atratus (black swan), 1811 nucleotides long. RefSeq names its product endothelial cell adhesion molecule (gene ESAM). The record is from RefSeq and is a predicted model, not a curated record. Gene Ontology annotation, biological process: homophilic cell-cell adhesion. The transcript has 6 exons. The coding region runs from base 39 to 1439 and encodes 466 amino acids. Gene Ontology annotation, cellular component: plasma membrane; adherens junction. NCBI's taxonomy places the organism in Eukaryota, Metazoa, Chordata, Aves, Anseriformes, Anatidae. Gene Ontology annotation, molecular function: cell-cell adhesion mediator activity.